CAAGCGAAAAACCAAAAUCUAUCAUAUGAGAUACUCAUAUUAAGCAAGGAAAUCAAAUUUCUAAAGGCCAUUGGAGUGCAAUAUGUAACUAUUGUAACUAAUUUUGGCAAUUUAUGUAAUUAUACACCACUGGAUGUUCGUGAUCUAUUUCUAAGCCGGUUAGCAUCAAAAGUA
Racocetra fulgida is the source of this 174-nucleotide messenger RNA. The record is from the annotation of a GenBank genome assembly. Lineage: Eukaryota; Fungi; Glomeromycota; Glomeromycetes; Diversisporales; Gigasporaceae.